CCGCCGAUCCGCGGCGCUGCAAGAGAAAAAAACAUGCCCAAAAAGGCACACAAAGCUUGGCUGGAGGCGGCGGCAGGGCGAAUCUCCGCAGUCUGAGAUAACCCCACUCUCGCCACCAUCCCUUUCCCCACCUUCCCCAUCUCAUCUCUCCCCCGAGAGAACAAACCUCUCUCUUCCGACGCCAAACCCCUAGCUACCUAGUACGGCCAAUCCGCCCAUCCACCGAGCUAGCUCAAAGAGCCAGCCAGGAGCCCCCCUCCACCCCAGAUCUCUCCUCUCCGGCCGAUGACGACGACGACCACCACCACCAAGGCGAAGCUCGGGGAGCUAGUGUGGGAGCACCGGCUGCGGGCGGCGGCCGCGGUGGCGCUGCUGGCGGCCGCCGUGGUGUCGGUGUCCGCCAUCGGGCCCCGGCUCGGCGCCGUGGUCUCCUUCUUCUGGCCGCUGCUCGUCUCCACCGCCUUCUUCCUCGUCGCCAUGACCGUGCUGCUCCGGAUCUCGCCGCCGCCCGCCGGCGCCGAAGACUCCGGCAAGGACCUCGUCGACUUCGUCGCCGGCCCCCACCACAUGGACCACUUCCUCCCGGAGGCCUGCGCCACCGUCGAGGUGCCGCCGGAGAUCUAGAGUCGGAGGAGCAUCACACGGCGGCAGCGAGAUGGCGU
Lolium rigidum is the source of this 662-nucleotide messenger RNA. RefSeq lists its product as uncharacterized. The record is from RefSeq and is a predicted model, not a curated record. The transcript has a single exon. Lineage: Eukaryota; Viridiplantae; Streptophyta; Magnoliopsida; Poales; Poaceae. The coding region runs from base 286 to 624 and encodes 112 amino acids.